Molecule: messenger RNA, 2457 nt
Organism: Homarus americanus (American lobster)
Lineage: Eukaryota; Metazoa; Arthropoda; Malacostraca; Decapoda; Nephropidae
Gene: Rbbp5
Product: retinoblastoma-binding protein 5 homolog
Exons: 10
Coding region: 133-1608 (491 amino acids)
Cellular component (GO): Set1C/COMPASS complex
Molecular function (GO): protein binding
Source: RefSeq, a predicted model, not a curated record
UUUGGAGCAGCCAUGACGUCAUUUGUAUUUCACCAGCUGUUGCUCUGGAUAAAAAUACAAAAUACAAGUGAGUUUGGAGCAGCCAUCGACGCUGAGCCCUGAAGGUGUUGUGGGCCCUUUAAGGAAGCACUAAUGAUGAAUUUAGAACUACUUGAAUCCUUUGGACAGAAUUACCCUGAAGAGUUUGAUGGAGCCUUGGACUGUGCAUCAUUAGCUGUCACCUGUGCAUUUAAUAGACGAGGAACACUCUUGGCUGUGGGAUGUAAUGAUGGACGCAUUGUUAUUUGGGACUUCCUAACUCGUGGUAUUGCCAAGGUCAUAAGUGCUCAUGUACACCCUGUAUGUUCUCUCAGUUGGUCAAGAGCUGGGUAUAAACUUGUGAGUGUAUCCACUGACAACAAUGUGUGCAUUUGGGAUGUGCUGUCUGGAGAAUGUGACAUCAAAUACAGAUUCCCUUCACCAGUCAUGAAGGUUCAGUUUCACCCUAGAAAUGACAAGAUGUUCUUGGUUUGUCCUAUGAGGCAUCCUGCAGUGUUAGUUAAUGUAGAUUCUUCACAUGAAGUUAUUCCUAUGGAUGAUGAGGGUGAUGUAAACAUUGUAGCAUCCUUUGACCGCCGAGGAGAACAUAUUUUCACUGGUAACAGUCGUGGAAAGCUGCUGAUACUGUCCUGCCCGGAAUUAAAAAUAAAAGCCUCCUUUAGGAUUGGUCAAGGAACUACUAGUGCAGCAGCUGUGAAGAGUAUCGAAUUUGCCCGGAGAACAGAGUUCUUUUUAGUGAAUUCAGCAGAUCGUGUAAUUCGGGUUUACGAUGCAAGGAAGGUUUUGAAGUGUGGGAAAGACGACGACCCAGACACUACACAGAAAUUGCAGGAUCUUGUUAAUAAAACCAUGUGGAAAAAAUGUUGUUUCUCUGGAGAUGGGGAGUACAUCUGUGCCGGCUCAGCACGACAACACUCACUAUACAUAUGGGAACGAAGUGUUGGUAACUUAGUGAAGAUUCUUCAUGGAACAAAGGGAGAGAUGCUGCUAGAUGUUGUGUGGCAUCCUGUGCGACCAAUUAUGGCAUCCAUCAGCUCUGGAGUUGUUUCAGUCUGGUCUCAAAACCAGGUUGAGAAUUGGUCAGCAUUUGCUCCAGAUUUUAAGGAGCUUGAUGAAAAUGUUGAGUAUGAAGAACGUGAGUCCGAGUUUGAUCAGAGUGAUGAGGACAAGAGCAUAGAACUCAGCCAGGAGAGAAGAGAGGAAGAUGUAGAGGUUGAUGUUACAAGUACAGAGCCAGUAACUGCCUUCUGUAGCUCUGAUGAGGACGAUGAUAGCAAGGCUCUUUUGUACCUUCCAAUCUCUCCAGAAAUAGAAGAACCUGAGGAAGGCUGGGGCCCUGAGGGUGCACCAAAUGAAGACCUCUCCUCCAAGAGGUCAGGUGAUAGUAAGGAGAAUGUUUCACCCAAAAAGAAGAGACCAAAAACAUUUGAUGUUUCAUUAGAAAAUGCACCAACAGAUGAGGUUCAUCCAUUAGUGAGCAACAGACCCAAGGAGAAACAAACUGCAGGGAACAAGAAGGGACGAAACAACUCCAAAGGAGACUCAAAAAAGGAUAGAAAAAAACACUGAUGAAGGUUUAUAUAUGGUUUAUACAUAGUAAUAGGCUGUUCCAUUUUUACAUUUUAAUUUGUAGUUUAUUUUAUAUGUAUAAACAGAUUACAUACAGAGUCCAUUUGGAACGUAAUGAGUAAAAAUGGAGUGCAAACUCCUAAACUUGUACAAAUUAACAAUUUGUAGUUGGCAUAAGAUUGAGACAUGAUCAGUCAAAUUAAAUAAAUUUGUUUGUAAAUGGAGCAUUUAAAAAAGAAACUAGUCAUUGUCAAGAUAAUUAAUGAAAUAGCAUGUCAAGUAAGCCUCACAGUAUGCAGUCUAAACAUGAAAAAAGAUAUACCGUGUCUUCAUUUGAGUUUUACACUGAUAGACUGUUUGUAAUGUUAUUCAGGUGCACGUUAAAUAAUGCUUUUUGUUUUUAUUACGAUUAAUGGUUGAAACUAAUCGGCAUUAUAGUAUACUUUAUGUAUCUCUGUUCUAGUGUUUUAACUUUCUGAAAAUGGUGACAUGUGUCGGCUCCUCCCAGGACAACUCACCCGCAUUCCAUCUCCAAUCUUGAAAUAUCAAAGAUCCAGUGGCAAUCAUUGAAUUAUUAUGUGAAAACUUCUAGUAACUUCAACCCCUUAUGUAUGGGGUCGCCUCUCAGGUGAAUAAAAUCGUCUAACAUUAGCCAAAUGAAAUAUUACAAGUAGUGUCCCCCGUAGUGAAGGAGUUAAAGACAGAAGUGUGUUACACAUGCCACAACUACAACUGUACUGUACAAAUGUACAUGAAUAGGAGAAAUAAACAAAACAAAAUAUGAAUAAAUAAGAAAAUAUAAAAUAUUUAUUAACCCAUAGGCUCCGGAUGACAUUCCAGAACGUAUAU